GCAGCCCACAGCAGCAGCCUGCACCUCCAGCAGCCUGCACCAGCCUGUACCUCCAGCAACAGCCCACAGCAGCAGCCCACAGCACCAGCCUGUACUUCCAGCAGCCUGCACCAGCCUGUACCUCCAGCAGCCUGCACCAGCCUGUACCUCCAGCAGCAGCCCACAGCAGCAGCCCACAGCACCAGCCUGUACCUCCAGCAGCCUCCAGCAACCUGUACCUCCAGCAACCUGCACCUCCAGCAACCUGCACCUCCAGCAGCCUGCACCUCCUGCAGCCUGCACCAGCCUGUACCUCCAGCAGCCUGCACCUCCAGCAGCCUGCACCAGCCUGUACCUCCAGCAACAGCCCACAGCAGCAGCCUGCACCAGCCUGUACCUCCAGCAACAGCCCACAGCAGCAGCCUGCACCAGCCUGUACCUCCAGCAACAGCCCACAGCAGCAGCCUGCACCUCCAGCUCACACCAGCUGCUCACACCACCCCACACCUGCAGCCCACAGCAGCAGCCUGCACCAGCAGCUCACACCAGCAGCUCACACCACCCCACACCUCCAGCCCACACCACACCACCAGCCCGCACCAGCAGCUCAAACUAGCAGCGAGAGCUCCAGCAAAGCCCUCUCUCCCCACCCACCCCCCCAUACACACACACACCAGCCCACAGAGGCAGUGUGAGCUCCAGGCAAAGCCUCAUAUACCCCCAGACCAACCCAUCUCAGCAGCAGCCAGGAUGACCCGAAAAUGCAUCUGCGAAAUCUGUAACUGUGGGCGGCAUCAUUGUCCGCAUCUGCCGUCAAGACUUUUCGACAAGACUCUGGAGCCGUGCCUGCUAACUGAGUAUCAUGAGAAAUACCCUCCACAUGGUGAUAUCAAGCCACCAAACAGCUAUAGACCCAAACUGGAAUAUCUGAAUAACCGUGUCAAAAUGGAUGGAAACACAACGUUUAAAACAGAUUAUAUACCUCAUGAUGUUACAGGUCGAUAUAUCCACACACAGCCAGAGUAUAGACCAAAGUCUGGUGAGGUAGAUCACCACACAACCUACAAGACAGACUAUAAUCCUCACAAAAUAAAACCCACAGAGAGCAUGCGCCCUCCAGAAAGAAAGCACGGGAAAGGAGGGAAAGUAGACACGGUGCCAACAUACAAAGAUGAUUACCGAAUGUGGGACAUUCCUAAAAGGAAGCCUAAACCAUCACAAGCAUAUUGUCCCCCCGCUGCUCGCUUUGGAAACCCAUCCACGUUCCAAGAUGACUAUGGUCCCAAGAAGUAUUCGCUGCGGGAGAGUUUCAAACCACCCGAUAUCCCCAAAACAUCUGAUGUCCCCUUUGAUAACCUAACGAAUCACAAGAUAUCCUAUGUAGCCCACCCGUUGGGGGAGCGGUUUGUCAGACAACGAGAGGAAUAUAAACCAAGUGACACACCUUUUGAAGCUCUCACCACUCACCGCCGGGAUUACAAAGGAAUGCACGGCGAUAUGACAAAGAGCUUCAAACCGGAACAGUCAAAGAUAGGAUCAGACGCACCGUUUGACGGGAACUCAGAAUUCCGUGACCGAUAUCAGGCCUGGCCAGUCAGCUUGCCCUACAUGCACAAACAUCCAGAUUAUGUGCAACCCGAUGGCCCAAUGGAUCUGAAUACAACUUCCCACCUUGACUACAUUGGACACAAUGUUAAGCCACCCGCUCCAUUCAAACCUGCGAGUGCUAGAAAGGUCCAUGCACCUUUCCAAGGGAGUACGACCAUGAAGGAUGACUUCAAGACAUGGGAUGUGAAGAAGCCAGAGGCGAUCAAACGAGGCGAAGAAAUAAAAGUAUCAUGUGCAAAAUUUGAUGGCUUGACGACUUUUAAGGCAAACUAUGUCCCUCAUCCAAUCCACCCGCUGCAAAGCUUCAAACCUCCCAAUGUUCCUCUCCACAGUAAAACACCGUUUGAUGCUGGAACCUUGUAUCGCACUGAGUAUACCCCAAAGAGGCUAGAAAUAUGCCCCGCGAGUUAUCCCACUCCACUGGGCUUUGUGUAUGAAAACACUGAUUCACGUGGACACAAGUUCUUCCACAAGAUAACACCAUCAGAAGAAAAACUGGUGAUGCCAAAUGAAAUGCCAAUUCCAAAAGAAGUGGCUGUGAUGUCCUAAUAUCUAGAAAUGUAACUUCCGAUGUUAAUUAUGUUGCCUUCAUUAGACAAUAUCAAACCUAUUCCGAUUUUGUAAUUCAAAUUAUAAUCCCUUUACAAUAUUCUGCCAAAGGCAGUGACAUUGAUUUUUAUUUCUCUCCUUGUAAUCAUAAUGUAUUCUGGUAAUGAUGACUAUGUAUGUGAGAGAUUCAGUCUAUUAAUAUAUUUGGCUUUAAUGAAGGGAUUAAAUCCUUCAAUAUAUCAGAAGCAACAUAUUUUUCCAAGUUAUUUUCAGAUGUUUAUUUUACAUUGUUGAUGAUUAGUAUAUUUUAAACUAUAGCUGUUGUAAUUUGGCUAACCUACAACAUACAAUAAUGCGUAUAUACCAUUUCUAUAUCUAUUCAAUGCCUGACAAUUCAACCUUAUUUUAAAUCUCUAGCAUUCCCUCUUAAUGUUCCUGUAAACUUUAGUUAUGUUGCUGCAUGACAGUGAUUAAAAUAAGGUUCCUUUCUUUAAUGCAUUGGCUACAGAGAAUAUGAUCUUAAUAUAUUAUAAUAAAGAAUAAACCAUAAAUAUACAGGUGAUCUUCCACCUAAUAUAUUCACAGAAGUAUCACAGCAGAUCCUUUCUUUGAAUUUUCCCUAAUUUGCA
Amblyraja radiata (thorny skate) is the source of this 2765-nucleotide messenger RNA. It is a transcript of the gene saxo2, whose product is annotated as stabilizer of axonemal microtubules 2. The transcript is spliced from 4 exons. Bases 730 to 2136 code for a protein of 468 amino acids. Gene Ontology annotation, molecular function: microtubule binding. Lineage: Eukaryota; Metazoa; Chordata; Chondrichthyes; Rajiformes; Rajidae. The record is from RefSeq and is a predicted model, not a curated record. Gene Ontology annotation, cellular component: cytoskeleton; axonemal microtubule; centriole.